This is a messenger RNA of Emys orbicularis (European pond turtle), 1926 nucleotides long. RefSeq names its product leucine zipper tumor suppressor 2 (gene LZTS2). The record is from RefSeq and is a predicted model, not a curated record. The transcript is spliced from 4 exons. Gene Ontology annotation, biological process: negative regulation of canonical Wnt signaling pathway; cell division. NCBI's taxonomy places the organism in Eukaryota, Metazoa, Chordata, Testudines, Emydidae. The coding region runs from base 1 to 1926 and encodes 641 amino acids.
AUGGCCAUAGUGCAGACCCGGCCCGUCUCCAUCGAGCCCGCUUCUGAGGCGGCCACCCAGCUCCGCGCCGGCGCCCGCUCGCCCGCCUCUGCCCGUGGCGCCAUGGGGAGCGUUAGCAGCCUCAUCUCUGGCCGCCCCUGCCACGAGCGGCCGUGCAAGGCCGCGCCCGGCCCCUUCCGCCAGCAGUACGGGCUGCUCCAGGGGCUGCCCCCCGCCAAGCCCUGCUCCGGCCCGGCGCCCGGGGGCGGUGCCUACGCCAGCGAGGACUUCUGGGCCGAGGCUGUGUCCCCCGUCAGCCCCUGCAGUGACGCCGAGGAGCCGCGGGACGAUCGGGCUCGGAGCGGCAACAUCCAGGGGCCGCCGCCGAGGCUGGUCCCUGUCUCCGGGCAGCUGGAGAAGAACGUCGAGAAGACCCUGAUCCGCCCGACGGCUUUCAAGCCGGUCGUGCCCAAGGGCAGGAACUCUUCGCUGCCGGGGUACGUGGUGCCGCGGCCUGGGGCGUCGUCGGUCCCCGAGAGCCAGGCCAGCCUCGCCCACCUCCUGGGCGGCACUGCCGCGGCCAGCGCCGAGAAGCACCACUCCCUGAGCUGCCGCCACAGCGCCCACUCGGGCACCCUGUCGGACUCGGGGCGCAAUUCCCUCUCCAGCCUGCCCACCUACAGCACGGGCUGCAGCCAGCCGCCGGAGCCGGGCAGCAUCUCCAUGGGCCACCUCAGCCUGGACAGUCACGGCGGCUACCCGGAGCGGGGCUCCCGGGGCCUGGCCGGCCCCUCCAACUCGGACAGCGGGCGCUCCUCCUCCAGCAAGAGCACGGGCUCCCUCAGCGGGCGGGGCCCCCCCUCGUCCGACGGCGGCUCCUGCGCCCGCUCGCCCGUCGAGGGCGACGAGGCUCUGCUUGUCCGUGAGCUGGAGGAGAAGCUGCGGGAGCGGGAGGCGGAGCUGCAGCACCUGCGCCAGAGCCUGGACGAGAACGAGGUGGCCAUCUGCCAGGUGUACGAGGAGAAGCAGAAGCGCUGUGAGCAGGAGAUGGAGGAGCUGCGGCAGGGCUACGCCUCCCAGGUCAAGCAGGCGGCGCAGAAGGCCCAGCGCACGCAGCAGGUGCUGCAGCUGCAGAUCUUCCAGCUGCAGCAGGAGAAGAAGAAGCUGCAGGAGGACUUUGCCCAGCUGCUGCAGGAGCGCGAGCAGCUGGAGAAGAGGUGCGCCUCCUUCGAGCGCGAGCAGACCGAGCUGGGGCCGCGGCUGGAGGAGACCAAGUGGGAGGUGUGCCAGAAGUUGGGCGAGAUCUCCCUGCUGAAGCAGCAGCUGAAGGAGUCGCAGGCGGAGCUGGCGCAGCGGGGCACCGAGAUGCUGCUGCUGCGGGCCCAGCUGCGGGAGGCGCGGGCGGAGCGGCAGGCGGGCGAGGAGCAGGCGCUGGGGCUGCAGGAGGCGGCGCGCACCCGGGCGCUGGAGCUGGAGGUGUGCGAGAAAGAGCUGCAGCGCCGGAAGAGCGAGGCCGAGCUGCUGCGGGAGAAGCUGGGCCGGCUGGAGCAGGAGGUGGCGGGGCUGCGGGGGACGCGGCGCCAGCCCCGCUGCCCGGAGCCACCCGAGCCCAGCCUGCUGUGGGCCAGCGACGAGGCCAAGGCCCAGCGGCAGGCGGCCGAGACGCUGCAGGGCCUGCGGGCCGAGCUGCUUCAGGAGCGCCGGCGCGGCCAGGAGCAGCGGGCCGCCUUUGAGGCCGAGCGGCUCACCUGGCAGGGCGAGAAGGACCAGGUGAUCGGCUACCAGAAGCAGCUGCAGCACAACUACAUCCAGAUGUACCGGCGCAACCGGGAGCUGGAGCACCACCUGCACCAGCUCAGCCUGGAGCUGCAGGCCCAGCGGCUGGACGAGUGUGGCCUGCACGGGGCUGAGAUCUGCUUCGAAGAGAUCACCGCCACCGAGAUCUGA